CGAUCGUGUAUUGUCAUGACGGCAAUUUGCGAAUCAUGACGUGCAAACAUGCAUUGUUUUUCUGUCGACGCCGCUGGCAUACUGGAGACUAGCCCAGUCCCAGUGUCCCGGCGGCACCCCACGCGCCACUGCCAUCUCCGGGAAGGAACCCCUGGGAAAGGAAUCGGCGCUGCGGCAGCCGGCGGCGGCGGAGCGAGGGAGCCAAUCCCACGUCGAGGGGAGGGUGCGAGAUGUGGUGGGAAUGGGAGGACGGCGGGGAGGAGACGGCGCGGGCGCGGGAGGAGACACCCGUCGACUUCGACUUCAUUUCCCUCCUCGCCAAGCCCAAGGAUUACUACAAGAUAUUGGAAGUUGAUUACCAUGCGUCGGAGGAGACAAUCAGGUCCAGCUAUAUCCGGCUUGCGCUGAAAUGGCACCCUGAUAAGAAGCAGGGUGAAGAAAAUGCAACCUCCAGAUUUCAGGAGAUUAACGAGGCAUAUCAAGUUCUGAGUAAUCCUGCAAAAAGGCAAGAGUACGACAAGAAAGGCAUUCUAUAUGUUCAAGAUCAGAAUGUAGUGGACUACCUGAACCGGAACAAGGGUUUAAUACUCACCUGCAAUGGCCUUGGCAUAAGGUACUCGGUAUGGUGAGCAUGUUCAGAGACGCCACAGUCUGCAUCCGCCUGCAAUCUUGGAUGGGUGUCUAAUUGUAAGAUACUGUCUAGUAAAAAAGAAUAUGGUACGGCAGUACCAUUUUUGGGGAGCUAGAGAUGGACAGCUUGAGUUCAUCUUACAACAAAGUUGAUUUUAUUUGUUGAUCAGCUGUUGUUGGUUGCAACUUGCAAGGGCAGAUAUGUUCAUGUAAUCCUGUUGCUCCUUGUAUGUAAGACACUGUCAUUUUAUGAUACCCACGUUUGCGGUGUUCAUACUUCCGUUA
This is a messenger RNA of Panicum virgatum (switchgrass), 915 nucleotides long. Its product is annotated as chaperone protein DnaJ-like. The record is from RefSeq and is a predicted model, not a curated record. The transcript is spliced from 5 exons. NCBI's taxonomy places the organism in Eukaryota, Viridiplantae, Streptophyta, Magnoliopsida, Poales, Poaceae. Bases 231 to 629 code for a protein of 132 amino acids. Gene Ontology annotation, cellular component: cytoplasm; nucleus.